GCUCUGCCUUUCGGGGGAGAAAGGAAAACGAUUUGUGACCAGCCUAGGCGACAUAGGGAGACCCUGCCUCUACAAAAAGUAUAAAAUUAGCUGGGCGUCGUGGCGCGCGCCUGGGGUCCAAGCUACUCGGGAGGCUGAGGUCGGGGGAUCACCAGAGCCCUGGAGGUCGUGGCUGCCUUGAGCCGUGAACGCACCGCCGCACUCCAGCCUGGGCAUCAGAGCAAGACUUUGUCUCAAAAAAAAAAAAAAAAGAAGAAGAAGAAGAAGAAAAUUAAAGAAAAAAAAGAAAAAGAAAACGUUCCAGGCCUGUUAAAGCACUAAGAAAAGCAGAAAAAGAAAGGGGAGCCGGGGAAGGGCUGACAGGCCGUCAAAUUUAAGGGAGCACCAGAAAAACUGGCAAUCAAAUAAUAUCUUAAUGUAAUAUUUUAAAAGGUAAAAAUUAAUGCAAGAAAUCCGGGAGGAACAAAAUAAGAGUCGUGUGUAGCUUAACAACAGGGAAUGUUCUGAGGAAUGCGUCAUCAGGCGAUUUCGUUGCUGUGCGGACACCAUAGAAUGUACUUUCGCGACCUAGAUGGUAGAGCCUGCGACACACCUCAGCUGUGUGGUGUGGCCUGUUGCUUCCAGGCUGCAAACCUGACAGCAUGGGACUGUACACUGAAUACCGCAGACCACUGUAAUUCAUGGGAACAUGGUAGAAUGGUGCUUACCUCAAGAUAUUGACCUCGAAGGUGUUGAGUUCAAGUCUAUGGCCAGUGGGUCCCAUAAAAUCCAAUCUGAUUUCAUCUAUUUCCGAAAGGGGCCCUUCUUCGGCCUGGCCUGCUUUGCCAACAUGCCAGUGGAGAGCGAGCUGGAACGUGGCGCGCGGAUGAAGUCUGUGGGCAUCCUCUCUCCCUCCUACACGCUGCUUUACCGCUACAUGCACUUCUUGGAGAACCAGGUUCGGCACCAGCUGGAGAUGCCAGGACAUUACUCUCAUCUGGCCGCCUUCUAUGAGGACAAAAAGGGGGUGCUCCAUGCUGGUCCUGGCAGAGGCAGCAGCCUGCCCCCGGUCUACUGGCUGCCUUCCAUCCACCGAUACAUGUACCCUGAGAUGAAGAUCACACACCCAGCUGGCUGCAUGUCUCAGUUUAUAAAGUUCUUUGGAGAACAGAUCCUCAUCCUCUGGAAAUUUGCCUUACUUCGAAAGCGCAUUUUGAUAUUUUCUCCCCCACCUGUGGGCGUGGUGUGCUAUAGAGUGUACUGCUGCUGCUGCUUGGCCAACGUUUCACUGCCUGGCAUCGGGGGCACCAUUCCUGAGUCCAAGCCUUUCUUCUACGUGAACGUGGCCGACAUCGAGAGCCUGGAGGUAGAGGUGUCCUAUGUGGCCUGCACCACAGAGAAGAUAUUUGAGGAGAAGCGGGAGCUGUAUGACGUCUACGUGGAUAACCAGAAUGUGAAGACACACCAUGACCACCUGCAGCCGCUGCUGAAGAUCAACAGUGCUGACAGGGAGAAGUACCGCCGGCUCAAUGAGCAGAGGCAGAUGCUGUUGUACUCCCAGGAAGUAGAAGAAGACUACAACCCUUGUGAAGAGGACCUCUUCGUGCUAUUUUUCCUAGAACAAAACAACCGGAUAUUUCAGACUUUGUUGGAGGUGUCUGCCAGUCAAGACAAAACUCUGACAGCAGAGCAUGCCCGGGGCAUGGGCCUAGACCCCCAAGGAGACCGGAGCUUUCUCCUGGACCUGCUGGAGGCCUAUGGCAUUGAUGUCAUGCUAGUCAUCGACAACCCCUGUUGCCCGUAGGAGGAGCCAACAGGACUGGGAGCCGCUUCAUGUGGGAUGUCAGCAGCCUGGAGUUCACCCCAGGCCCCCAGAGGGCCUCAUUUUUUAUUAAGUUGACACGAAGGAAUAUUGUUUAUACUUUCCAACAAACAUAAUUUUUGCAGUUUCCUUUCUGCCCUUUUCCCUAGAGAUAAGGUGAGAUCACCUUGGUUUAGUGUCCUGCCAUGUUAGGAUAUUGGAAUCUGCCACUUUCUCCCAGAGCUGCUGGUCCUUUGGGCUUGGUCAUAGGAGUUGUAUCACUAGGAGUGGGCUGAGCUCUGGAAAUGUUGGGAUGGACUGUUCAGAAAGUUUGUGCGGUCUUUGUCCCUUGACGUAUUUGAGAAUAAGACAACCAUCUGUCCCCUGUGGCCUUAAGAUGUUCAUCUGCUUAAAGGCAGAAACUAGACCCGAUGAUCUUUUAAAGUUUUUAGUAGCUCUAGGAGUCUUGGGAUCAAAUCCCUUUUCUUGUUCACUGGGGCAACUUUAUGUCUUCUCUGUUUACUUGAGUAGGGACCACAAAGAAGGAAAAAAGGAUGUUUCUGACACCAAAUGUGAGCUUAUCUUAUGGUCAGAAUGACAGAGGUUGCUUAUCAGUGAGCUGAAAACUAAAAUUGUAGAUUGAAGCCUUGAAACCUUCCUCAAAGUAACUUCAUGGUGGCCAUGCAAUGUAAUGUUCCUCUUUCUCUAAACCCCUCCUCUUGGGAUGAAUUGGUGAACUGUUAAGGGCCAGUGCUGGCCUUGGAGCUUGCAAGCAAAUUAAUUUUCCAAUUUAGUCUCUUAAGGGUUCAAUAUGCUCUUGGAGUAAGGGGUAUUUUUAAAGGCUGAAGUUUGGGCUACUGGAGGAUAGAGCAGUUGAAGUUCGAACAGGAUGGAGAAGUCACUCUAAGUCUCUUCAUCUGGACAUGAGUUCUCUGGAGGCAUUCGCAGUAGCAACUCUGGAUCAACACAGAUUUUCUGGAUUCUGAAAUCUAGCAAGGAUCUGAGCUGGUUAACUCAGAGGGUGGAGCAUGAUGCUAACAAGACCGUUCAUCAUUUUGGACCCCUCACAAACACACUUUUCUUUAGCAGAGGUGACAUUCCUUAGGCUAAAUCUUUGGAUCCAGGGACAUAACAGAUUUGUUGAGAGAAAAUGUGGCAGUGCCUUCACCCAGGACAGUAGUCAGGAAGCCCCGAGCAUCACUGAUGGAUUUAUCCAUUCUCUUCUGAAGUGCUCUGCUCUAGGCUGGGUCCCAUUUUCACCUGCCUGUCCUCUGAUUGGCUUUUGCAGGAGGGCAGCUUACGUGUUUGUCAACCAGUUAGAAAGCCAGUUCCUGUGGGUUGAGUUUACGCCUUCUUGGCCAUGAUUGAGAAUUUUGACUUGGGAUACUGGGUUGCUGGUGACAAAUAAUGUCUUCCUCUUCCCCCUUCCCGCCUGGCUCGAUUAUGGGAAUAGCCGUCAGUGCAUCUAUGUCUGUGACCAAGACCCAGCCAGACUAACGUACACAGCAGAGAGAAAUAACAUUCAAAUGGGGGGUCACACAUCUCAUCUCAAGGUGCUUAGGGUUCACUGCUUUAUUCAAAAGUAUUUUCACUGUAGCUCCUUCAUAUGGAAUAUCAAAACUGAAGAAAUUCACACGUGGACAUGCAAAUAGACAUUGAUUAAUCAAGGUAGCAUCUUUAUGUAAAUAUAUAAAUAAGUUUGGGCAUUGAAAUGAAAACUGUCCAGCUAAUACACUUCUCCUCUGCAGUGUUGGUUGCUGUCAUUUCAGUAAUGUAGAUGUUUACAAAAGAAAAAAACAUCUGUGUUUCGAGGUUGAAGACUCAUCUUUUUUUCUCCUUUACACACAACCUCUCCUCUUGCCUCUCAAGGGUUGAGGGGUCCUUUCUAACUUAAGGCUAAUGGUUACUUUUCGUGGUAUCCUGAGGUUCAGGGUGUUUUAAGCUGGGGGUAGGUGGUUAGAGGCAGGAGCAAGAGUGAAAGGAAAGGUCUGAUUCUCCUAGAGGACACAGGAAGACCUUUCUCUGGAAUUAGGGAAUCUGCCAGGAGGAGCUGUUUUAGGCAUUUCUGCUCCAAGCCUUCUAUAUGCAAACACUCUGCGGGUUUAACUGCAAGCUCAGAAGUGCUGGUGUAAACACAGCAGGGUGAGAAUGAAGUUCCUGUAUUUUCCUUUGAAUGGUGAGUCAGGGCUUCUGGGUUCCCUUAACUUUGUGCUUGUCUCGGUAGCUUUCUGUCUCAGUCCACCCUCCCGCUCAUGCAGAGGGCCAGGGUAUGGGUGGCCACAAAGGAGAAUGUGCCAGUGAGGCAGUGAAAUAUUUUCUGAGAAACCAUCUGCUUUUGUUCAGAAGAAAGUGCUGAACAUCGUUCACAGACUUCUAGGUGUGUAAGCUCUUUAGGGGCGGGCAUUAUGAUUACCACUGGCCUCCUAGAGGAGGGUUGGAAACUUGUGGUGUGAUACCUUCUGCUACUAUCUCCUGCUGAGCCUCAGCCCUGGCCUGCCUGAGCAGGCCUAGUUCUCCUGUGAAGCUUUCAGCCUGAUCUCAUGCCACACUGUGAAAUGAAGCAUGUGCCAGUUUAGAAAUAAUUGCUGACCUGAGACGCUGGCUGGGCUGCCCUGUUGUUCCUAAGUCAGAAGAAAUUCCAGGUGGGAGGAGAAUUCGGGUUUGGGGCUUGUUGGUGUCCAUGUAAAAUAUGACAAAGGCCUGUUCAAGGGGGUGUUUUCAAUUCUGUGGGCUCAGCAGAUGAUACUACUCAGCCUUUGGGAAAAUGUCCAGUUGGCUCCUGGCUUAGGACUCUCCACAAGGAGUUCCAAACGGUAGGGCUUAUCCCCUACCAGAAUAAAAGUAUGGUCCAAAUUAUGUGUUUAGAAUUUGCUUGGGCUUUAAACAUGAAACAUUCCCUAUGCCUGGUAGAGACCAUUCAGUGUCCCACCUGGGACCUCUACAGUCCUCAGUAAAUUAUGAUUGCAAUGAAUGAGAAGGCUUUUGUCUUCCAUAUCCAUCAUCCAUUAUAGCAUCUGUGCCUCCAUCUGGUUAGGGGGAGGGAAGCUGAAAUCAUUGAUGUAUCAAUAGAAGUAAUUUAGCUUAGGAACUCGCAUCUAUAACUUACCUUGUUUUGUUCCACUUUAAAGUCAAGACAAGAAAGUUAGGCUAGCACACAGGUGCACAUGCUUCCAGAUGCCACAUGCGAACAUUUGUUGGUCAUGUAACUACCGAUGAGACUUUAGCUAGAAGAUAAAUUAAAUCUUAGCUAAAUCAUUGUUUUUCAUUCUGGUGGCUAUAAGGAUGAAUUUGCUCUCAGUCUUGAUACAUUGAAAGCCCUUCAAACACAAUAAAAGAUGAAAUCACUCACCUUUAAACUGAGGCCUUCAGGGACGCUUUUGUAAAGGGCAGUAGUGAAUUAGGCUUUCAGUUGUAGGACAUCAACCCUCUGAGAAGAGGCAGAGACCCGAGGGACCAUUUAUUUCCCUUUGAAACUGCACAGCCCGGGGAAUGGAUUGAGAUGCUUUCUCCAGUCCCUGUAUAGGUCAUCCUUGCAGAGGUAGAGGAGGAGUGGGCAGGUGGAUGAAUAAAACAGGAUAAUGCUCAGCUUGGCAGUGAACUUGCCUUAGUGUGAUGACAGUUCUAACAUGGGCAAGAAAAUCAGAUGGGGGACCAAUAUGCCAGGCAUAGGCUUUUGUCUCCCUAAUAGAUCCCAAGCUAGUAGGCUUGGAUUCUGCCAAAUGGCCAUCCCUCCUGUCUUCUCCCCUGUACCUUGUAGUUAUACCGAGGUGAGAAUCCUGCUGAUCCCAGUCCCGUCCCCUCUCAUUUCAGGAAAACCCUUUUCUGAUUCAGGUAGGGGGAGAGGAGGAGUUAAGGGCUCCGUUUACUCCCAAGUCAUGGAUUUUUAAUAUUCCAUUUUUAUUACUAAAAUACCUCUGUUCCUAGAAGCUACUGGAGUCUUGAGUGUUGUGGGAAAAGGCUAACUGUGAAUUAAGUUAAUGUUUUUCUUAUAAGAAAUGGAAGUUUAUUUUUUUAUUGAUAUUACUAUGUGAUGAACUGAGUAUGCAUAUACUGAAAUGGAAGGAAAUUUUAAAACUAUUAUGCUAGAAGAAAUGGGCAGUUUUGUAAUUUGGUGGUGGCUGAGACCCCAUAGAAGUUUUACUUUGUAAAUAAUUUGGAGAGUGAAUAAGGAGAUUGUGCUAUGAAAUCUUGACAUGCUCUUUAGGAGGUAGACUUGACAGUCCUAGGAAGGUUGACAUAAAAAUACCAACCUUAAGUAAAGCUCUAGUACAAAAAAGGGUAAAUGUCAUCAUUCUUAUUUUUAGGCCUCUUUCUUGAGAGAGGUGGGAGUGGGAGGUAGUGUUAUAAAUGGCACUUUAAUUCGUUUUUGGAACUAGAAUUUAGGGGCAGUCGGGUGAAACUGCAAAUUUUGAAGGGGAAUAAGAAUUUUCUAGUGCUCUAUAAAGAAAUGAUGGAGAAAAAAGCCUUGCUUUCAUCUUUUUAGAAUUUACUCUUGAUUUUUAGCAUACUGUGGGGCUUUUAGAGCUAAUAUGAUCUAAAUUCAGAAAAUUUAAUUUUCAUAGCAGGCCAGGUGUGAAUUACUUAUGUUUGCUGUAGAAUGCUUAUUUAGACUAAUAAUAAAUUUACUUUGCUGUCUAAGGCCAGUCAGAGAAUGUGGGGAUGAGGCAGGAUGUUUUCAAUUAGCCAGAGAUGAUCCACAAAGUGAACAGUCGACGCGGAGGUCAUUGAAUUGGAUGGUUGCAAAUAUAUUGACAUUAGAGUGAAAACUCCUUCCUUUGGGUAAACUAAAGAAAGAUACAGUAUAUUGAAAAAUUUUAAGAUGGUGUUAUACAAAAAAAUUUGGGUCUAACGUGUCCAUGAAGGCUGUCAAGUGAAGAAUGGUGGAGAUUCUUGGCGUUUGAGCAGCCAACCUGGAUGAGUGACUUCAGGGACAGAGAGCAGAGGAAAGCAAAAGGAAUUUCCUUUAUUUACCCAAAGCUUGUUGACAGAAUUUUUGUAUAGGUCUGGGAAAGUAAGCCUAAACAAAUAGUUGUAGCCUUAGAAAAACUGUUUUCUCAUUUCUUUGAGUUAGAAUCAGCAUAGCCUCCCUGUCGCCUUAAAUGUAAAAAUCCUAUUUUGAUUAAUACCCCAGCCUAAGAGUUAUAGCAAUACAAGAGACUGAAUCUAUUUUUGUUUUGGGUCUUUACCUCAUAUUAUGAAAUUAGUAAGACGCUUCAUAAAUUUUGCCCUGAAUACUGGUGUGCCCAGGUAUGCUGUGCUCUCUGUUUCCAGUGGUGGUAAUUUUAAGGCCUAAAGAAACCUGGGGUUAAUCCUAAGAGUAAGUGUUUCUUGCAAUGAUUUUGUUCUGUGGUACAAAUAACAUCUAUGAAUAUCAUAUCUGUAUAUAUAUGAACCAAGUUGUGUGCAGAGAGGUUGAUAUAACUAUAUUUACAGAAAAUGAUUUUUACAAUUAAAGUUCACAUUUUAACAUGAA
Messenger RNA from Chlorocebus sabaeus (green monkey), 7253 nucleotides. It is a transcript of the gene DENND11, whose product is annotated as DENN domain containing 11. NCBI's taxonomy places the organism in Eukaryota, Metazoa, Chordata, Mammalia, Primates, Cercopithecidae. Gene Ontology annotation, cellular component: cytoplasm. The record is from RefSeq and is a predicted model, not a curated record.